AUGUUGAAUCCUACUUUUAUCCUAUGGGAUUUGAUGUAUCCCUUAUAUGCCUAUGGCUCCAUCUUUAUUAUCGUACUAAUUAUCUGGCAAGUGAAAAGUAGUUAUCAUGGAUUAAGGUUAGAAACUAGAAGGAGCUGCUGUCAGCGUCACCGAAAACUCAGACAAAGGGCUAGAGAUGCAGCAUCAAGAGCCGGAAAACAUUCCUGCAAAGAAGAUGAGAAGCCAUGGGAGCUGCUCUCUGUCAUGAAAAGCCACAGCUGGCUUCCUCAGGCGGGAAGUGUGCGGAGCCUCCUCUGUGCCGAUACCAACUGCCAAAUCUGCAAUGCCGUGGCCCUGGAGAUCCAGCGGUUGCUUGUGGGUGAGAACAGCCCGGUCUCUGCCACUUCACCAGGACCAUCAGAGGGCUCUUCUUGCCUAGAGAUGUUGUCCAAGUCCAAUUUGUCUCUUGAGCAGAGUCUAGAGCAUCAUUCCAUGCACCCAAAGGAGCUUUCAUUUCCUUCUGCAGCCCCUUCAGUGUCACCAUUUAUGGAUCAGAAAUCCUUAACCUUGUCAGCGGCACAGCCAGUUAGUUCAGAUAGCAUCAAAGAUUGUGAGGCUGAACACUCCCAGCCAGAGCAGGCAUCUCAGGUGCAAGAAAUUCCAGUGGAUUCAGAGACUAUAGUUUCUUCAAGGUUUGAGGAGCCUAGGAAUACAGUGAACCAGCAGAAUAUAAUGAAGAGCAACUGCAACUUUGUAUAUGGGAACCAAGGUCACCUGUCCUUGCAUUCCCAGGUCCCUCUGUUGAUCCUGAACCAAGAAAUCACCAGCCUGACACAUCCUAUGGCCUUGCCUGUGGUCACUGUCCUCCCUUCCUACCUGCCAUUCUCCAGCCCCGAAGUCCUGAGGCUCCUUGAGGUGCAUGUAAAAAAAUGGAUGCAUUUCCAGAGGUGGGGGCUGCCCAGACGUGUGGAGGAGUCCCUGAGGCAGCGAAUGCCAAACCUGCCAUUGUUUUACCAACCUCUAAACAGCCAGCCAGUUUCUUUCAUACAAAAUGAAUUAUCUGUAGAGACUUUUGUGCCCAUUUCUUAUCAGACCUGGGGUCCAUGUACGGCUGGCCAGUCUACCCAGGCAUUCUGGGUUUCUGAAUGGUCCAUGAUAAACCCAAUACAAAGACACCACUACCAGCAAAACCCAAACCACAAGGCUCUAGCCUUGCCCUCUCCAAUAUUUAAAGACUCAAGUGGCCUCUACUUACUUCCUGGGCAACAGGCUAAUGACUCAGUGAGCCACUCACAGCAGAAAUACAUCCAGCUAUUCUGCGGCUUACCUUCUCUGCACAGCGAGUCUCUGGCUGACACCUCCUUGGGCUCUCAAGAUCACUCCGCACAUGGGAGCAUGUCCAAGCUCUCUGUGGAGGAUCCUUUACUCUUCAAGGAGCUCUCCUUCCUCCCUCUGCUGCCUAAAACUCCACCUCACUCAGCCCCACCCUCUUCCCCAAGUUGCCCAAAUUGGGUCAUGCCAUCUGGCCAUCAACAAGCUCAGAUCCGUGUCCCGCUUCUGACUCUGGCUGAGUGUGAAGCCUUAGAGUGUCACCUGCUGCAGAGGCAGCUCCAGCGUCAGGGGGGCCUGCCAGCUGUUCUCCAGCGAGCUCAGCACACCCAGAACCCCGUGCACUAUAAGCCUUGUGGUAGAGCCCAGUCUCCUCGGACUGUGAAAACUGCCUGGCCGCCCACUUCUGUCCUCACAAGGGAGCUGUCCUGGUCAGAGCAUGCCCGGAGGCUGCUGGACUUCCACCUCCAGAGGCAGCUGAUUCACCAUCGCUGGGGCCUGCCCCCGAUGAUCCAGCAGUCCUUCCAGUUGCUCCUGGCCCCCACUCACCAGCAGACUCCACCCUGGAGCAGCACAGCCCUAGCCAAGGGGAGUGUUUCCCAACAUUCAGCCCUAGAGGCUCCUGGAGCUGAUGACCCUUUCUCACCCUCUAAGGACCCAGUGUCAGCCCUCAUGCCACACUUAUUUGACGAGGUCAAGGCAAUACUGCAGGGCCACAUCAACUCCAAAUGUGGGCAGAUCCAUGAGGGCAAGGUCCCUGCCCACGUGUAUAGGUCUGGUGAGGGCCUAAUUCCUGGGGGCAUCCCAGAAAGCAAGCUCCUAGAACUACAGGCAGCAACCCACCCUGACCUACAACAGAAAGCUAGGCCCUGGAUGCCAACAGGCCUUGAUCAGCAGCAACAGAUCUCCCCAGAUGCAGUCACUGAGCCUCGUAAGCUACCUCAAGCCCUGUCCAAGGAAGUCCUUGAGAAACUGGAGAUGAUUUUCCGGCACAAGUAUCUGGCCUUCUUGUCAGGGCUGAAUCCUCUUUAUUACGUGGCCCAAUCUGCCCAUGGGCCCUCCAAGGUGACCCAACCCUGUAGAGACAUGGCACAGGGCCCAGUGCUUGAUGUGCCGCUGGAGGCCAGUGUGGACCAGCCUGGCCUGGAGGAGUCCCAGAUCCCUGAGUCCCAAAGCCCUGGCAAGAGCAAGUCCUCAGCCCCAGUCCCCAUGCUGACUGAAAAGCAAGAAAACCCAAGGAAACCCAAAUCACCAGGAAAACGUGGAGAAGGAGAUGCAUGGUUUGUGCUCUCCUCUACAAGAAAAAAAGGCUUCCCUGCUGGAGCCCAGAGGUCAAAAGGGAUGCUUCUGAACAGGAUAUCCCAAAGACCUUGGCUACAGAGACAUGGCUUUCACCUUGAUGCUCUCUGUCAGCACAGUUCCCAGCAUCGCCCUCCGCUUAAGCCCCCAGACCUCCUUCCAGGAGUCCCUGGUAGGAAGGAAUCCAAGAAAAAUGACCUGCAAGGCAGUCGAACCAGGCUCAAUGUCAGCCUCCAGGGAGCGAGGAUUCCUAAGAAUGCCCAGCCUGUUGGGCCCCAGGCAUCACAGGCCCAGCCUGUCCUGGCCCGACUCGUUCAGCCUAAGUCAUUACAGGGCCAAACUUCGCAAGGUCAGGUAUUGCAGGGGCCGGUGAUGCCAGCCCAUACUGGCAAGAGGCCCAGCUCUCCGGAAUCAAAAUUGAGAUAUAAGAUGAAAUCCUUUCUGCAGUAUAUAAACCUCAAGGCAAAAGGCAAAGAGCCCAAGGAAUCCAUGUUUGUGGCAGCUGUGCAAGUGGCCCCCUCCAGCAAAGAACAUGGAGCAAAGAGGCUGGCUCCAGCCAAACGUCCCAUGAAGCAAACUAAGACAAAGAUGCAGAUAAGAGGGGACCCCAAAGCCCACACUCCCCUGACUGAGAAGCGCGUGGGCCUGGCCUCCUUGGCAGGCUCCCAUUCCCCACACAGUAAGCUCCUCUGCUCCUGCUCCCAUCAAUUCCCGUCUGCCUCAGGCUUAGGCCACCCCACCACUGCCUUUGGCACUUUCCUUGA
This is a messenger RNA of Pipistrellus nathusii (Nathusius's pipistrelle), 3371 nucleotides long. The record is from the annotation of a GenBank genome assembly. NCBI's taxonomy places the organism in Eukaryota, Metazoa, Chordata, Mammalia, Chiroptera, Vespertilionidae.